Molecule: messenger RNA, 2548 nt
Organism: Ixodes scapularis (black-legged tick)
Lineage: Eukaryota; Metazoa; Arthropoda; Arachnida; Ixodida; Ixodidae
Product: hemicentin-2
Exons: 9
Coding region: 528-2216 (562 amino acids)
Molecular function (GO): protein binding
Source: RefSeq, a predicted model, not a curated record
CGAAACGUCUCAUCGUCCGCGAAGGCCACCAGACGGAGCUGCCCUGCGACCUCCGCAGCGCCUCUUCCAACGACUCUCUGGCGGUCGUCCACUGGUACCACCAGCCUGAGAAGAGCUACCACGUGACCCCUGGAAUAGAAACUGGCCCACAUCACCGGGGUUCGAGCCAAGAGCCCAUAUACACGGUGGACUUCGGUUCUGACCCCAGUCUGACGGCAGACGCAGCCACCGUUCACGAAUACGGAACCGGUCGUGGGAACAACCUGCUUCAAGUGAACCGAACUGCUGGUCAGGGCUGGGUCGGGAGAGCUUACUUCUCCAUUAUCGGACACCCGGCAUCUUUGAAAGUGAACAGUGUGCGGUUUGAGGAUGCUGGGGUGUACACCUGCACCGCCGUGUUCAGGGACGGUGCUCGCAGGAAUUCAACAGUGCGACUGCACGUCCUCGCACCUCCGGAACCUCCAGUUAUCAGCGAUGGAGAGGGCCAUGAACUCCAUGGAAUCAUCGGCCCAUACAACGAAGCAAGCAUGCUGGCACUUGUAUGUGCGGUGUACGGAGGCAAGCCCAAGCCCACGCUUGUGUGGAGCGGAAUUCCGGAAGGCAUGAUGGCGGAGAUUCGGUCCACGUCCGAAGAGCAGCUGACCACUUCAACAUUGCUCAUUCAUAUACUAAGGAGACAAGACAUUGGUGCAACGCUGAUGUGCACCGCGUCGAAUAACAUAUCUUCUCCGGCGUCCACCUCAGUCACGCUGGAUCUCAAUCUACGUCCCAUCGCGGUGAGAAUUCGUCGAGAAGAAAGCCCAAUAUCGGCGGGUCUUCCGGCCGAGAUCGUGUGCGAGGUGUGGGGAUCCCGCCCGCCUCCAGUGGUCACGUGGUGGAAGGGCCUGCAGCAGCUGAACCACACCUUUGUGUACGUGUCCACGGACGGAAACGUGACCACCAGCGUCGUGUCCUUCACGCCCGCCAGCGAGGACCACGGCUCGAACCUCGCCUGCCGCGCCAAGAACCCCGCCAUGGCCGAGAGCGUUGAAGAGGAUACGUGGAGGAUGGAUGUGCAAUACAAGCCGGUGAUCUCUCUGCAACUCGGUACCAACUUGGAUCCUGAGAAGAUCCAGGAGAACUCAGACGUUUACUUGGAGUGUCACGUGGACGCGUAUCCCGCCGUGGACGAAGUCAGCUGGCAGUUCAGCGGACAAGACCUGCUGGCCUCCGAGAAUCUUAUAAUAAGCAAGACCUUCCUGGUGAUCCAACGAGUGCAGAGGCAUCACUCGGGAUUCUAUUCGUGCAGUGCAGAAAACACUCUGGGACGCACACAGGGAGAAAAUUUGCAGCUUCGCGUGCAACACGCCCCGCUGUGCAGGGAAAAGCAGACCGUAGUGUACGCAGCCUCUCGACACCAGGAAGUGGAGGUGCACUGCGACGUGGAGGCAGAUCCGAGCAAUGUGACGUUCGAAUGGCGCUUCAACAGUACCCUCCAAAAUCGUACCGUCACGAGCUUCACCAACCAUGGCACCAGGAGCGUUGCACACUAUAUUCCUCAUGGCAGAACCGAGUUCGGAACGCUGUUGUGUUUUGCAUCCAACCGCAUCGGCCAGCAGAAGAUUCCCUGUGUCUUCCACAUCGUGCAGGCCGGUCCCCCGGGCCCCGUGGAGAACUGUUCCAUCACGAACCAGACCAAGGUCUCCAUUCACCUCGAGUGUCAGGCCGGCUCUGAUGGUUAUCUUCAAGCCCUAUUCCAGCUCUCGGUGUACGAAGCCGCGACGGCCGCGCUGUUGGCCAACUUCACGGCCGACCGGCCGGACUUCUGGGUGCACGAUCUCCGGCCUGGGGUCGAGUACUUCCUGGUCGUGUGGGCCGCCAACGAGCUGGGCCGAAGCCAGGAACUCACCAUCCUCACUCCUAUCAUGCCCCUCGUGGGAAAGCUCACGAAGCCAGGGAAUACAUUGAAGGUCACAUCAAGUGUCCUUCUGCUGACAGUGAUCUCAAGCGUGGCUCUGCUCUGUCUUGUUCCCGUGUUGGUUCUGGCUGUGGUCAUGCUGAAAGGAAAAAGCCUCCCCAUUACGAGGCAUGAAACGAAGAAAGAUGUUGUUGUGGACGACGCAUGCCCUUCAACCGCCAUGGCGACUCCCGAAGAGGCAAUGCAACUUCAAAUAUCGUCCAUUUAUCCAAAAGAAGAUAACCAGGUGUGGAUCGUCAAGACAAGCACCGGACUAUGAGUGCGCCGAAUCAGUGACAAGAAAAGUGGUAACCGUGCCACAAUCCAUACGAUAAAAAAACGUUUUCUUGGCAAUAUAUUAUUUUUAUCCAAGGAUGGAAAACGAACAGUAACUUUUUUUUAGAUUCCAUGGAAAACUCUGAUACCAUCACGUCCCACUCUUUAUGCCAUCAACUCUCAAAUAUGACGGAUUUUCUCGCAGUCGUGUUACACGCCCAUUAGAGCUGGCAGUAAGCGGCAGGAGGAGUGAUGCAUCUCCUGACUCGUUGGGUGCGUGUUUGAAGAACAAUUUUUGGGAAUAAACAGAUUCAAUGUGUCACCAAUCGAUCCGGA